Molecule: messenger RNA, 1275 nt
Organism: Eimeria tenella
Lineage: Eukaryota; Apicomplexa; Conoidasida; Eucoccidiorida; Eimeriidae
Exons: 4
Coding region: 1-1275 (424 amino acids)
Source: RefSeq, a predicted model, not a curated record
AUGAAGGGAGAAGUUGCGCGGUUUUUUUCCUCACCGCCCCCAGGCGUACGUAUAGCUCGUGGCCCUCCCCGUGUCUUCUUUUUUGCUUCUUUGUUUUCAUUUCUUCUUUUAUUUCUUUUCCUUUUUCCUGCUGCUGCUGCUGCAGCUCGCUGCUCCCCCAAACACUCCUCGCUGGGGCCCCCCCUUGCAUGCAUUUCAAAUCCCCUGGCUUCCCUAAGGGGCUUCUGGCGGGCCUUUAGGAAUCGGCCAGCAGCAGCAGCAGCAGCAGCGGCUGCUGCUGCUGCUGCUGCCAAUGAGACAGCUACGCCCAGGCCAGAUGUAGCAGCUGCAGCAGCAGCAGCAGCAGCAAACGAAGCAGCAGUAACGCCCCCUGCACUUAAAUGGGGCGAAGCUGGAGCAUUUGAAGUUAUCAAAGGCGAGCAGCGCAGCGCAACAGCAGCAGCAGCAGAAGGUGGAGCUGCUGCUGCUGCUGCUGCAGCGUCGAAUGCAGCAGCAAUACUCCCCGCAAGUCGGGAAGCUAAGCCAGCAGCAGCAGAGAGUGCAGCGUCAUGUACAGAUUCAGCAGAGGAGAGCUCAGCAGCAACAGCCGCUGCUGCUGCUGCUGCUGCAGCAGCAGCAGCGGAAGUGCGGGAAGCUGCACUGUGGUUUGAGGAGCAGCGGGACUUGUGGAAGCAAAAAGCAGCAGCAAAAAUUAAGCAGCAGCUCAAAGCCGUAGAGGCCAUAGAAGAAGCAGCACGGGAAGAGAAGAGAAAACAAGAGGCACUCAAAAGGCCGCGUCGCCUGGUCUUCGGCGCAGCUUCGCUGCAGCAGCGGGGAUGGCUGGCAGCAAGAAGCAGCAGCAACGGCAGCAGCAAAAAGGGGCCGCUUUUGCCUUGCAUGCUUUUUGCCGCCACGCCUCCAGGCCGCCUCGCCGUGGCCCCUGCAAGCUGCCUCCCCAGCAGCAGCAGCAGCAGCAGCAGCAGCAGCAGGGACUUGCCGUGGGUCUCCUUCGCCGCCCUUGCACGGCUAAAUCGUGCAGAGCAGCUGCGGGCCAAAGGGCUCUGGUUUGGCCAGCAGCAGCCCCCGGACUUUUCGGUCUUUUACGAAUUUGCUCCUCCUCAUGUGCUGCUGCUGCGCGCGCUGCUGGACCACAAGCGCGCGCUGCCGCUGCAGCAGCAGCAGGAGGAGCAGCAACUGCUGCUUGCAGAAGACGCUUGGAAGAACUGGAGGCCAAUCUUCUCGAGGCUUCCAUCCCCGAAAAUGUGCACUUUGAAGAGCCAGACGGGGAGCCCGUAG